Messenger RNA from Gamsiella multidivaricata, 2411 nucleotides. RefSeq lists its product as uncharacterized. The transcript has 9 exons. Gene Ontology annotation, molecular function: phosphatidylinositol-3,4,5-trisphosphate 3-phosphatase activity; protein tyrosine phosphatase activity. The record is from RefSeq and is a predicted model, not a curated record. Gene Ontology annotation, biological process: phosphatidylinositol dephosphorylation; phosphatidylinositol 3-kinase/protein kinase B signal transduction; cell motility. Lineage: Eukaryota; Fungi; Mortierellomycota; Mortierellomycetes; Mortierellales; Mortierellaceae. The coding region runs from base 297 to 2384 and encodes 695 amino acids. Gene Ontology annotation, cellular component: plasma membrane; cell projection; nucleus.
GCCUUAUCCAGUCUUCCCUUCGCUUUCUUUACCUCUUUACCUCUUCUCUCUCCUCCACCCUCGUUUUCUCUCUCUUUCUCUCUCUCUCUCAUCUGUUUGCAUAGUCCCUCUUGGACCAAACUCCAGCACAACUGCGCCCUAUUAACGCAACACGCCCGAAGAAUCACAAUAAUCACACCUAUGCCCGUUUCCCCACACCUCAGUUCCCUUUAACAUCCACCUGGCAUUCUUCGUACUCCUCAUCCGGUAUCCGUACCUGUAUCGACCUCCUCGUCCCCCAUACAAUCUAGCACUGAAUGAAUCUACUUCGCCAUGCUGUCUCUAAACAGAAGCGCCGUUUUAUCGAUAAGGACGCUGGGCUAGAUUUAGACCUCGCCUACAUCACCCCGGCAUUGAUCGCAAUGGGAUACCCGUCAAAGUCCUUGGAGGCAUUCUAUCGCAAUCCAAUGAGCGAAGUUGAAAAGUUCCUUGACUCCCGUCACGAGGGCGCAUACAAAGUCUACAACCUCUGCUCGGAGCGAUCCUACUCUGACCAACGAUUUCACGGACGAGUCACCCAAUUUCCCUUCCAUGACCACUCGCCGCCUCCCUUCCAGCUUAUCCACCCAUUCUGUGAAGACGUGUCAGAUUGGCUGCAUACCACCCCAGGAAACGUCGUUGCAGUCCACUGCAAGGCUGGCAAAGGGAGGACGGGCGUCAUGCUCUGUGCCUUUCUCGUCCACUGUGGAGCCACAGCUGAGGAAGCCAUCAAGCUAUACGGCGAGAAGAGAACUCUGGAUGGAUGCGGCGUCACCAUCCCAAGCCAGAUCCGAUACAUACACUACUACGAACAGUUUAUGGAAUCCAGGACGCUCAACUACGACCCACGCCUGCUGUCACUCCAUGAGAUCGUCAUCGACACUAUACCCAAACCGCUGUUGAGUCUUGAGUCAGGAUCAAACUACCUAAUUUUGACCAUUAUGUCGGGCGAUGUCAAGAUAUAUGAGUCGCUUCCUCAACAUUGUGUUGUAGACCACAAGCUGCAGCAGAUUCGUCUAAGUAUCACCGAUAAAAUCGUACUCGCUGGCGACGUGAAAAUGAUGCUCUGGUAUGAUAGUCUCUACAAAAGAUGCCAUCUCUGCCAUUUCCACUUCAAUACUACGUUUAUCGGCAGCGACUGCAACAGACUACACCUCCAAAAGUCCGAGGUCGACAAGGCCUGCAAAGAUAAACUGCACUCGAUUUUCGACAGGGAGUUCAGCAUCCUCGUCAACUUUUCACCUGCCCUGGUGCAACAAUCGCCGCUUCCGACAUUGGAUGGCCUACCCAAUAGAGCGAUUCUUCUCAAGUACAGCAACCACAAUGGACCAAACAAUGUUCAAAUAUCGCCACCAUACUUUUCGUCAUUGAGACUAUCGGCUGCAAGAAACAAAUCGGUUCUGUCGAUCCUAGGGAUGGGAUCAAAGGAUGGAAGGGAGAGCGAGGAAUCCUCAACCUCAACUUCAUCAUCAUCAUCAUCAUCAUCGCCGCCUCGCAUAUCUCGUGAAGAAAACCGAGAGCAAAUAUCUUCACCACCUAAUUCAGCAGGAUCGACAUCCUCGUUCAGCCAGGUAACUGGCGGUAAAGCGUCGAGAGGGCCCGUUUUGGUGCACAGCAACAAACUCCCAUUCAAGCCCGCAUGGAGCGACAAGAACCGGGACCGGGACGACAACUGGGACGCCUCCUCCAUUAGCAGUGAUUGUUCAGAGUCGGAUUCGCUGCUCGAGUGGUGGUACACGAAACCACCCCGCCCGACCAUUCACACGAGCACCGGCACAGCUGCAGGCAUGGCGUCUACAAGUACUAUUCAGCCUGAGACAACCGUCCGUACAGAUCUGGAGACGCGAGCGUUGAUCUUAUCGGCAGAGCUCCAGGAUAAUGGGUCGAGCGAAUCACCACCACUAUCGUCGCCAUUGUCGUCUCAUCAUCACCAUAGUGGUCGUGCGGGUAUCCCGAUAUUGAAUGGCCGUAAUAUGGCGACGACUUCGCCCUCGAGUGCGUAUAGGAGCCCACCGCACUUGGCUUCAUCACCCUUGGCGCGUGAGGUUAAGUUUGGGUUUGAGUCUGAGUCUGGAUCGAUGCCGGCGAUUGGAUCGAUGUUGUUUGGUUCUUCGGAUGAGGACGUGUCCUCAAUAGGUAGAUAUAAAGAAGGGUUAAUGCGGCAAGGAAGCACCAAGUGGGAGAUGGAUGGUUCGCGACUAGAUACAGAGGGGAACGACGACAGCAGAGGUCCAGAAAGGGAAAGUCUCGAGCUGCGGGAACGGGAACGGGAGCGAGAGCGCGGCUGGGUCGACUCAGUAUCGCGGUGGUUUUGGUCAGCCGAGAACCAGAAAGAACAGGAGCCCAACGGGACAGAAAGGCAAUAGUUCGUAAUGUAAUUGAAUAUAGACAGG